AUUAAAAGAUGGCGAGCGCUGGACGAGGAAAGGCAGCUGGGAAUCCGUUUUUCGAUGACGAAACUACCGAAGACGUUGACGACUUCACUUUCCUCAACAGUGCCCGCAAAAGCAGUUCGCCGUACUCACUGGGAAAUGAGCAAAACCUCCGCAAUCGGCAAUGGGAGCAGCAGCGCGAGCAGCUACUGCUCGAACGUCAGCAGCUGGAAGACAGCAUCCUGCAAAGCUCCAACUCGGCCGUGCGCGUACUGUAUGACACGGAACAAGUUGGCAUAGCCACUGCCGAGGAAUUGGCGCACCAAGGUGAACAGCUUAAAAAUGUUGAUCGUAAACUGGACACCAUCAAUACGAACCUCAAAGUCAGCCAGAAGCACCUGAAUUCCAUGAAGAGCAUUUUUGGAAGCAUCAAGAGUUACUUCCGCGGCGGUAGCAGCACUGAUGCCUCUAGAAAUGUGGGUGCCACUGCUGGAUUUGGAGCUGAGGAAGAAGAAGAGCAGCCUGCGACCGACCUCCAGAAGGCAUUAAACAAAGUGAAACAGGAGAGCAAUGCGUCGAGGCCAUCCACGCAUCCUGCCUUUCGAGUUCGAGGCCUAGACACCUCUGGAUUUGGGACCGGCUUCGAGGACGAGCAGGGGGACUCGCUGCAGCGGCCGCAGCAGCCGGCCUACAAGAACCGUUCAGCUGAAAUCGAGCAGAAGCUAGACUCAAACCUUGCGGAACUCGACAGCGGUUUGGGGAGACUGAAGUUCUUGGCACAAGGCCUCGGCAAGGAGCUGGACGACCAGAACGAGUUGCUGGACAACUUGACGGAGAAGACGGACCUGGCAGAAGGAACUGUCGUGCACCAGAACAGUCAGAUCAGGCGAAUCCUCAAGAAGUGAACGACAAUGCGCCAGAUGCCAUUCUGAUCAGCCCGUGAUCAGGUUGACAUGUGAUGCCCAUGACCAGGUUGACGUGUGAAACACUUUCGAAUAUUGGUGCAGAAGAAAACGUCACAAGAUUGUGUUUCACCAAGGGAGUUUGUGGAGCUUAGGAGUGAACACUCUCAUUAAGUAUCCAUAGUUACAAAAUGUUCCUUUUGUUGCAGUUUGCCUCGGUAUUUUGCAGAGUGCAAAACUUGCAUUGAAUUAAAACAGUUUGCUAACUGUCAGAUGUUGCUGCAACACUAAAAAAUUACAACAGUUAGCUGUUUCCAAGCAGGUAUAUGCUGCAUUGGCUGAUGAGCAAUGCAGAAUUGUUCCAGGUAGAAGCAUUGCUUUUGGCAAUAUCGUCAGUCAUUUUAAGCGCUAUAAGAAGUGUUAGGGAAGGGCGUAACAUUUUCUUGUUUUGCACUAAAUACCUGUUAGUGUUACCUUUAUAUUAUAAAUUUUUUCUGUUAGAGUCUAUAGAAUGUGAUAAUACAGCUUUCUCGUCUGGUAUUAUUUAACUAGACCAAGUGUGUGCUCUGAGAGCACUGGGGAACUGUUUUACUCGAUGGGGGAUCACUGCUGCAAAAGAAGUUAUUUGGGCUUGUUAGUAUUUGUUUUGAUUUAUCUGUAUAUAGUAGCACUCCCUUAUUUCUUUUUUAUGAGUACUGUCUGGGGCAAAUUACUGCUAAUAAAAUGUUAUUGUUGUGGUGGUAUAAUGCUGAUAGUGCUUUUGUGAGGAGAGCACAGCUGUCUAGUCAGGAGGUAAUGCACAGAUUCAAGCGGUCCGCUUUGUACACAGGCUUCUCUUCUGAUUUUUCUGCAGUUACAAUCAGUCAUUAGGUAUCCUUGAUUGUGUCUCUAUUAACAGAGCAUCGAUGUAAUAAAGCAUUAACCAUUACAUCAAACUGCUUGGCGAUGGUUAGUCCCGAUUUGCCCAGCUUUCGAGCUUGCAUCAUUGUUGCGGGAUUGGCAUCUGUUACGAUACAGCGGUGUAUUGCGCUCCUUACAAAAUGAUGAUCCAGUAGUAAGCAUCAGCUAACAACCUAGGUUUGAUGAAAUUUAAAAAACUUGACAAUAACCGUUGGCGUUUAUGUCCCAAAACCAUGAUACAUUUACAAAAGACAUCAGGUAGAGGAGGACUGUAGAAAUUUUGAUCCACCCACAGUUAAUUAACGAGGACAUGAACAGUGAGUAGAUCUGGUUUUAAAAGUUUGUGGAGAACAAACAUUGAGGUAGCUGAUCGUGCCUUUUCUUACUUGCCCAUUGUGGAUGUAUUAUCAGAGACUCGUUCAAAUCAACUCAUAAUUCAUAGAAGCUGAUGAAAAAAAAUAUAUAUAUAUAUAGACCUGUAUAGAAAGCGACACCUGCUGUAUAGCCCAGGGCAUGAGCCGUCCAGCGCAACAGAGGUAUGACAGAACUACAUCGCAUAUUUGUACAGAAAAUCUGGAUAAUUUUAGCAGCAUCGUUCGCUGGGUGUGCACUCAUCUGUUGCUUAGCCAAGACCGAUUUUGCUAAUGUCCACUCAUUUGGAGACAGCAAGUCACAUAGGCAAUGUUGUAGGCAAAAUCAUGCAAACCGGACAAUGAUCUUCUUAGCCAAAGUCAAGAUAUAGAUAAAUCAAAUUGGAAACAUGCACUAACACGGAUUUCCUGGAUAAUGGCUGUCUUCUGUUCUGAUGCAAGGGUGUCAUGCAUACCAUGAGUCGGCCAGUGCAUGGAGUACGUACACAAUAUGUUGAUAUGUAUUUACAAAAUAUAGAGGUAAGAAUUGUUAGAAAUGGUCACACGUUCACAGUAGAAGUUUGACUGGAAUCAAGUACAGGUUCAAAACACGUGAAUCGCAUUAUCGGUGAACGUACCUCCAGCAACACUUCUUUGCAAAUGCCAAAUGGAGAUACAGAGCAACUCCCACGUGAAAGUACUAGAGCACGCAUCUAGAAACUGCCGUUGCUCUAAAUGGAACUUCAACCUCCUGAUGCUAGACAUUUCACGUGCGAGAGUGGCCAGCCAAUGUCGAUGAACAGCGGCAAACGAAGUGCUUUGUAUAACUCAACUUCAGAUUCCUUGCUUCACUGAUUCUUCCCAGCAAUUUCUGCAUUGAGGAUGUUUUUCUGUGUACUACAGUUUGUGUACAAAUGCCGAGAGGAAGGCUUGAUUACAAAUUGUCGCGUAGCGCAGAGAAGUUGCUGUUAACAUUGCUGACAUCACUUGAGGGGCCCCUUCUUAGAGCGUAGAUAACAUUGAUUAAAUGUUAGAUUAAUUAGCCACGAGAAAGACAACUGCUGGCGUCCUUGAUAGACCACAAUAAGGAAGUAUGAUAUAGAUUCUACAGUCGGGGGAGUGGCGAGAAAUGUUUUUUUUUUUUUGGGGGGGGGGUGGGAUGAGAGGUGUUGAACUUCCCACCCUCUUGGCUACGCCACUGGUUCCAGCUUAGUGUUUACGACACAAACCAUAAGCACUGUUGGUAAAUAUGGUGACAUAUGCCGCCCGAUUUCUACAAGUUUUUCCAUUUUUAAAGCUUCCUACCUAUCUGUUAUACUGGUAUCAAUGCUUCUAUUUAUUGUUUGCAUGUAGGAGGACUUUUGAAAUAAUGCAUAUAAAUGCAGCCACUGAUAGAAUUUUCAGGUAAUUGUUUUUUAGAUUUCUAUGCUACUAUUUGGGCCCACCCUCAAGGACGACACGAACUUGCAGAGCAAACAACAGCGAUUGAAAUUUUGGUUUCCUCUAAAUGAAUAUUAUAUGAAUAGUUCAUGAAUAAACUUCAUGAACACUUUAUUUUCUGGUGACAAAUUAUAUAUAAAGCAAGGUAUUUGUCCAAAGCAUCUUCAGAGUACUUCAACAACCUCUGCAAUAAAGAACCCUCAUUUUAGGGUAAACAAAAAUAAUUUUUGUAGUAUUUUGUUUCAUUGUAGUAUUUUUCAAGCUCAAUUGUGAUCUUAAUUUUGUUUUUGUUCAAGCAUGGUUUUGCUUAUAGGAGUCCAGCUACCUGCUUUGUCAAGGCCCAUCUAUCCAAUAACACUUCCUAAGUUACCAAAGUUAAUUUGCUGAGAUAUAGUGCUGCAGAGAUCUCGUCCAAGUGGGAGUUGUACUUUGCCACUUUUGCUUAUUAGGACAAUGAUCUGAUUAUCGUUGAUGCUUUGGCCGGGCCCGCUCCAGUGGCACGCACGCGUAAACUCUAGCAAAGUUGCUUCCCAAUUUUAUGAUUCAGCAAAAUGAAGUAACAUACACAUACCAGGUUGGUAGGCGCUUUUAGCUAAUUGAUUCUGUUCCCCGUUCCACUCAUACGCUCAACGCCACCGGAGCGCAAUGCGCGUUGUUGGUUUUAGCCAAGCGUCUUUUGUUCUUGGCAAUCGAGAUGCCACCAGUGCAUGAAAAUGAAAAGCAUGUUGAAAAGGAAAAUAAAAAUUGUACUUAUCUUGCAGCAAGAAAGCAAUCUUUGUUUUCAGUGUGAAUUGAUUUACUUUAGCGUUAUAGUGGCGCUUGAUGCAUGAUCAUUAAAAUUUUUUGUCACCUUGACAUGGAGCGGGAGUACAAUCUAAGCCUUCAAGGCAGCACAUACACGUUUCAAACGCGCUGCCACAAGGCACAAAAUCAGCGUGUUGCCUUGUGACAAGUCGAACAAAGAGUGUUUCUGAAUAUGGAUGUUGUUAAAAACAAAAUUGUUACUAUUGUAUACAUAAAAUAGCUUACUAACGAAGGUUUGCAGAGUCCUUUUGACGAAAGUACCAAAGCAGCAGCUCGAGACGCUUCUUCAUGGCCCGAAGUGUCAGCUCUGGAAGUAUCGCUGCGUAGAACGUCGCCCACAUGUGCGGAUUUUCAAAGGGAUUGGUUGCGACGAAGCGCCAUUUUCCCAGGCGCCCUCUUUUCAUGCAGCAGCCUGUGCUCACUCUCUUCAGAGCUGUUAGUGCCUGCUGUUUGGCGUCAUACAACAGACACCGUGCUAUCACACGCUUUGUAGAUAUAUACUACAAAGCGUGUGCAGUCUAUCGCAGAUAACGCUGAUUCAGGAAGGUAAUCAUUAGAAAUGGUUUCUGUGAGAAUGCAUGUCCCCUUUGCUCCUCUUUCUGACGAAGUUUCUCAUCUGUGUACUUGGAGGCCAUCAAAACUUGUCGGACCUUUGCAUGCAUGUAGAAUGACUUCGUAGGCAUCGCUCCUGUGCAGUAUAUGAAGCCCGCAGUUUCAGUAAAUCAAUGCUGCGAGAUUGAUGUCUGUGCUUUUAGGCUAGUGUGUAGCUCUCUGUCACACUUGAAUUUGGAACUAUUUGAGCAUUUUGUUUAGAAAUUUGUUAAUGUGUUUUUUACUUAAAGAUCGUGUUUGCCAAACAUUACAAGAAAAAUCAGAUGUGGUUUUACGUAAGCGGAUUAUAUGCUAGUGCUUUUCGCUCAUAUGAAAUGCCCAACUGUGACCAUAUUCUAUGGCUGCAUCAAAAACUUUUUUAUGUUCUUUCAGACUACAGCGAAGGCACUUAUGUGAUGUCACGCGAUUUUUGUCAACACAACAUUCCACCAUCAUUCAUGUCUGCUGUGUGUUUUUAUGCAAUAAAAUGCUGGUCACCAAUU
Rhipicephalus microplus (southern cattle tick) is the source of this 5466-nucleotide messenger RNA. It is a transcript of the gene Snap29, whose product is annotated as Synaptosomal-associated protein 29kDa. Gene Ontology annotation, biological process: synaptic vesicle priming; synaptic vesicle fusion to presynaptic active zone membrane; exocytosis. Lineage: Eukaryota; Metazoa; Arthropoda; Arachnida; Ixodida; Ixodidae. Gene Ontology annotation, cellular component: plasma membrane; SNARE complex. Gene Ontology annotation, molecular function: syntaxin binding; SNAP receptor activity. The record is from RefSeq and is a predicted model, not a curated record.